AUGGCAGUGAAGACCCAUUUCCCCGUGUUCGCGCCGCCGCAGCUCCGCCCCCACCCCCACCGCCCGGCCACCGAGAUCCGCUUCUCCCGUUGGAACAACGCCAAUGCUCGGAAAUUCACCCGCCGCGAGAGGUCUCAGAAGGAAAUCGAAGACGAGCUCCGCCUCGAAAAAAGAUUCGAUUCCGCCCUAACCAUCGCCCACAACUACAAUCCCGCCCCUCCCCACCCCACCACCUUCAAAUCCCCCGGCACCCCUUCCUCCCCCUCCGCCCCUUCCAUCCCCGGCAAAAAAUCCAAAUACUCAAAACCCCCAAAUUCCCACCCCGCCUUCAAAACCCUAGCUAAACCCCGCCUUCUCCCAAUCAUUCGAAAUCGAAUUAAAGAGGAAACCCUAGCUACUCAAACCCCCGAUUUCAGAAUCGAUGACAACGGAAUUUCGUACGAGAUGCCGGAGGCGCCGUUUUUGUAUCAGUAUAGCUACACCGAGACGCCGAAGGUGAGGCCGGUGAAGCUGCGGGAGCCGCUGGUGUCGCCGUUUGGGCCGGAGACGAUGGAGAGGCCGUGGCUGGGGAGGAGGCCGCUGCAGCCGAGUAAGAAGAAGCUGCCGGAGUUUGAUUCGUUUAAGCUGCCGCCCCCUCAUAAGAAGGGGGUGAAGCCGGUGCAGUCUCCUGGGCCGUUUCUGCCCGGUUCGGGGCCGAAGCAUGUGAGGUCGAGAGAGGAGAUUCUUGGGGAGCCACUGACGAAGGAGGAGAUUGAGGCGCUUAUAGAAAGCUCUAGAAAAUCCACACGGCAGUUGAAUAUGGGAAGGGAUGGCCUAACACACAACAUGUUGGACAACAUACAUGCUCUUUGGAAGCGAAGAAGGGUCUGUAAAAUAAAAUGCAAGGGUGUAUGCACUGUAGAUAUGGAAAAUGUGUGCCAACAAUUGGAGGAAAAAUCGGGAGGGAAGAUUAUAUACAAUAGAGGCGGUGUCAUUUACCUUUUCCGAGGCAGAAACUAUAACUAUAGAACACGACCUCGCUUUCCUCUCAUGCUAUGGAAACCUGCUGCACCAGUAUACCCAAGACUAGUCAAACGAGUUCCAGACGGAUUGACUUUAGAAGAAGCAUCUGAUCUACGGAAAAAAGGGCGUGAUCUAACACCAAUCUGCAAGCUUGCAAAAAAUGGUGUUUACACUCACCUUGUGGAAAAUGUGAGGGAGGCAUUUGAAGCAUGUGAACAAGUUCGCAUAAACUGCCAAGGUUUGAACCCAAGUGACUACCGAAAGAUUGGUGCCAAACUCAAAGAUCUUGUCCCGUGUGUGCUAAUAUCAUUUGAGCAUGAACACAUACUCGUAUGGCGAGGGCCGGAGUGGAAGUCCUCGAUAGAACCUAAUCUGAGGGUCGUGGAAGAAGUCAAAACUGGUACAGCUUCAGCGAUACCGCGUGCUCCAUCAACAAGUAUCCCCAACUCCUUGAGCAUCAGUGAAGACAAACAUGAUGAUCUUGAAAGCACAAUAUCUCCAACUUAUAAAGACGAUAAGCCCCAAGGAGACAGCGUGUUGUCUGAGGCCGGUGUAGAGGAUAAGCCCCAAGGAGACAACAUGUUCUCCGAGGCCGGUGUAGAGGAAACUAUGUCUUUUGCACCCGAUAUCUCUCUAAUCACGGUUGAUGAUCGUUCAGAAGAAGCAGAAGCAUGCAAUCAAAGCGAUAUGGAGUUGGAUGGUUCAGUGGAUAGUAUUGCAGCUGUAUCAUUGGCUUGUACCGAGGAAAUUAUACAACUCAGGGAGCAAGCAGUAGAAAACGGGAUGGCGGUUAUGCUGGAUCGCGAUAGCUUGGAUGCUGACAUUGUUUUCAAGAAGGCAGUUGCUUUAGCUAAGACUGCUCCGGAGGUCCCUAACUAUCGACAGCGUGCUAAGGAGUUACGAGAAGAGAAAAAGAAGCUGCAACAACGUGAAGAUUUGGGGGUGAAAGAAGCUCCGGUGGAUAUAGUUGCACCGAAGUUAACGGUUCGUAGCCGGAGAGGUGAAAGAGUGACUAAGAAAAUGGAGGAUAUUAAAGCUGAUUAUCUUAAUGUUGUUCCACAGGGAAACCUCAGAGUAGAUGAGCUUGCCAAGUUGCUAUCUUAGUUUUGAUGCAAUGGCAUUAUUUGUAUUUAAGAGGCUAUGUAUUAUUUUCACUUAAGUGUAGGUUUUGUGGAUAGAGAUGUUUACACUGUUACACACUUCAAAAAUAACAAAAUUAUUAUAAUA
Messenger RNA from Salvia splendens (bonfire salvia), 2229 nucleotides. RefSeq names its product CRS2-associated factor 1, chloroplastic. The transcript has 5 exons. Lineage: Eukaryota; Viridiplantae; Streptophyta; Magnoliopsida; Lamiales; Lamiaceae. Gene Ontology annotation, biological process: Group II intron splicing. The record is from RefSeq and is a predicted model, not a curated record. Bases 1 to 2106 code for a protein of 701 amino acids. Gene Ontology annotation, molecular function: RNA binding.